CCUGUUCCUGCAAGGAAUGAGUCCCACAAUUUAAUGGUGUUCAUCCUCUGCUUGUCCGCUGCACUGGAACCUAUGAGCUCUCAGCAAAUUCAAAGGAUCCCGACCGUCUGAUCUUGACAAUGGGGGUUCAAUCUACCCAGCAGUCCUCAAACAUAUCAGGAUCUGAACUAUCUGAGGUUGCAGUCAAGGAGGAGCUGAGAUCCUCCCGUGGGCCUGUGCUGGAAGCUGCUCCUCACAUAUAAAGCGCUUCCCAAUGCCGGAGGAAACAGUGAAUCACAGCUUCAGAAGAGGGAGUCGAUCUCUCUCACACAGUGCUCUUCAACCACCAGCUGCUCAGUCAAAGUCAUUUCUCACUGCGCCUUUACUUUGAUUUAGAUUCAAUACGGAAAGAAAAUCUCCAGGUCACAUUCGCGCCAGAGAAACAAAGUUUCAAUAAAAGGGGAAGGUGAAGUUUUGAGAGCGCACAUGGCUGCUUUGAUAAGCGCGUAUUCGUCCUGGCCGGAGAGCUUUGAGUGCUCUGCGGGAAACGCGGACGUACCUGACGGACACACCUCUCACAGAGCUCCCGCGGACAAGGUGUCGGAGCCGCGCAUCAGGAGACCCAUGAACGCCUUCAUGGUGUGGGCCAAAGACGAGCGCAAGAGACUCGCAGUGCAGAACCCAGAUCUCCACAACGCCGAGCUCAGCAAGAUGCUGGGAAAGUCAUGGAAAGCUUUAACUCCUCCGCAGAAGAGACCGUACGUGGAGGAAGCGGAGCGUCUGAGGGUUCAGCACAUGCAGGACUACCCCAAUUAUAAGUACCGUCCCCGUAGGAAGAAGCAGCUGAAGCGCAUUUGUAAACGCGUGGACCCCGGCUUCCUCCUGACCACCCUCGGUCCGGAAAACUCCCUCCCGGAUCCUCGCUGCUGUCACCCCCUGGAUAAAGACGACGAGAGCGGCGUGAGUGGCGGCUUCGGUUCUCCAAGCGCAGCUCUACCCGGCGUCAGGGUCUUCAGAGAUCCCGCCAGUUCCAACAGCAGCUUCGACACGUACCCGUACGGCUUGCCCACGCCACCUGAGAUGUCACCUCUGGACGCCGUGGAUCACGAACACCAGUCCUACUACUCGUCCUCCAGCUCAGUCUCCACCAGCUCCUGCUCGUCUUCCACCUCUUGCCCAGACGACAGGCGUCCCACGCCGGCGCACAUGAGCAGUCCACCCCCUUACCAUCCCGAUUACUCCCAGCAGGCACCUCUGCACUGUGGUCACAUCCAGAUGUCCCACCAGGGAAGUGGAGCGACCUUUAUCCCAGCACAUCCACUGUCCUAUUACAGCCCUUCGUUCCCACAGGUUCAGAUCCAUCAUGGGCACCAGGGGCAUCUCGGCCAGCUUUCACCCCCUCCAGAACAGGGGCACCUAGAGGGUCUGGACCAGCUGAGCCAGGCUGAAUUGCUAGGUGAGGUCGACCGAGAUGAGUUCGACCAGUACCUAAAUUCCACCAGUUAUCACCCCGAGCAGGGUGGGAUGACAGUCACGGGACACAUCCAGGUAACGCCGGCUUCCGUUUGCUCAAGCAGCGCAACGGAAACCAGUCUCAUCUCUGUACUGGCCGAUGCCACGGCAGCCUACUAUAACAACUACAGCAUUUCAUAAACGCCAAAACAGGGACAGUUGACACAGACAGAGACUGUGGGCUCGACGUGGGUCAGCAAUAUGACUGGCAGGUGAAGGGAGGGGGGGAGCGGAAAGAGAAGCUACAGGAAGUCAAAGGACACCUCAGGGAUGCAUAGAUAAAAAACAAAACUGAAGUUCAUUCCCAUCUUUGUUUCCAAAAGGAGAACGGAAGUAAAAAAAAAUUGGACAAACAUAGAAAUGCUCUCAUAUCUUGCCACAAAAGCAUGUACAUAUGCGAUGAAGCUUAUUUAUAUAUCGAAUUGCUUUGCAUUAAAGCUUAUUGUAUUGUUUUUUUUUUCAGUCCAGAUAUAUUCAGUUGUUUUGUUUUUUUAAACCUCAAAUGUUUUACCUCAAGAAUUAUUUAAGUGAGGCUGUUCUCUUCCUUCAUAAGACAUUAUUUUGAAGGAAUUUUUGCCUUUUUUCUCCCUUUACAUUCAUUUAAAAAAAAUAUAUGUAUACUCAUAAACAGUUCAAAGAAUAAUAAUAAUAAUAAUAAUGAAUACUUGUAUGCCGAUUUAGGUUUGCCCUAUUAAUUUAAUUCAAAUAAAAUUUUGAGUUUAUACAUUUAGCAUUCUCAUUUGAUGUCCACACAGAUGCCAAUACCGUAGGUCAUUAUUGAUGUUUGUUGAACACCAUUCUUGAUGAUGAGGUCUUUUGAUCAAUUGCAUUGUGUUUGCCCAUAUAAGUACAACACAGUGAUUCCGUCUGUAGGUCUGCUGGACUUGAGAAAAAAUGUUGCAGAUGCUCAUCAUUUUGUGAUAUAUUAAGUGAAUGUUCUGACGUCCCAUCUGAAUUAGAUGUCGCUAAAUAAAAACACAAUAUAAAUACAGGA
Messenger RNA from Pimephales promelas (fathead minnow), 2485 nucleotides. It is a transcript of the gene sox7, whose product is annotated as SRY-box transcription factor 7. Gene Ontology annotation, biological process: positive regulation of transcription by RNA polymerase II; cell differentiation. Gene Ontology annotation, cellular component: nucleus. Lineage: Eukaryota; Metazoa; Chordata; Actinopteri; Cypriniformes; Leuciscidae. The record is from RefSeq and is a predicted model, not a curated record. Gene Ontology annotation, molecular function: DNA-binding transcription activator activity, RNA polymerase II-specific; RNA polymerase II cis-regulatory region sequence-specific DNA binding.